AUGAGUAAUCCACGAACAACUGGUUCUGUAAUCAUGAUCGCUAAAAUGAAUGACAUAGAACGAGGUAUACCCGAGGAAAGUGAAACCUCGCCAUUGCUCAACGACAGGUCUGAACAGGCAACAAGCAAUGAAAGAAAGCAUAGACCCUACCCACCACUCAGCCUGGCUCCAUCAUCAGUGCUUUCCACCCCCGAUUCAUCUCCCGCACCAGACACAGCUUGUACUUGGCCAAAGAAAUGGCGACGAAGCGAUCGCCGCACCAGAAGACUUAAUACUCAAUUGCUAGAAGCAAUAGAAUCACACAAUGUGGAUGAGGUUGAAAGGUUACUAAAUUCUGGUGCAAAUCCAAACGCAACAUGCCGCCUUGACAUGGUAUCAGCAUGUCACAUAGCUGCGAUAAAUGGUGGAGACUCACUCGGUAUUCUCGCCAAACAUGGAGCCGAAAAGCAUCGGCUGGACGUCCUUGGAAGAACUCCAUUGCAUCUUGCAGCGUAUGCUGGAAAUGCUCGCCAAGUUGCUAUUUUGUUGGGGUUUUCCGAAGGAGCUUUUCCAAUAACAAAGCAUGCUAAAAACAUAUUUUACUCUGGAGGCAAUGAAAUUGUAUAA
Pieris macdunnoughi is the source of this 606-nucleotide messenger RNA. The record is from the annotation of a GenBank genome assembly. NCBI's taxonomy places the organism in Eukaryota, Metazoa, Arthropoda, Insecta, Lepidoptera, Pieridae.